UCCCUCCAAUGCUCAAAAACUCAAAACCAUUUGAUGUGAGAACGCGCCUUACAGAGACGCUUGAUCGACAACAGUCAGUGACGUUUCCAGUCGUACACGUGCGCAGAAGUUAAUUAAUGGAUUAAACGUGACGAAAAGGUGGAAGACCGAACGUUGUAAUGUCCCGCGAAGGGGAAUCAAUUUUUCGAAGAAAGUCGAGAUCGUAGACGAUAAAGAAAAUGAGCGCUGGAGAACAUAAGGGUUGCGAGGUGGAAGAUAUCGAGAACUCGGAUGAAAGCGAUAGACCCUCCGGGGAAAGAUGGGCACCAGUUGGGGCGAACGACGGUGACAAUGAUUUUGCCGACGAAUAUAAAUAUGUAGAUAAUAUGGAGAACUUGUCAUAUGACAUGGAGAGGCUCAAGGUGCUCGAAGAGGAGCAAGAAAUGCUUAACUCAUCCCUCAUAGCACUGACUACUCACUUUGCCCAGGUUCAAUUUCGUUUACGACAAAUUGUGGAUGCACCAGCAAAUGAAAAGGAAGCAUUGCUCAAAGAAUUAGAAGAGUUUGCAUUUAGGGGAAUACCUGAUGUUCCAAAUAACUUGUCAUUUGAUAGUAGAUCAAUUACUCCAACUUCUCCAGUGUCCUGCAAGCAAAGUAUAUCUGGAGUAAUUAAUGAUGUUGAUGUUGAGUCUAAAAUGGCUUUGCAAAGAACAAAGCAAAAGGAACUUAUAUGUCAGUUGAAAUCUCAGUUGGAAGAUCUAGAGAAGUAUGCCUAUGAGACUGGUGAGGCAGAAUUACCACAGAGUAUGAUAUUAGAACGACAGAAUAUCAUUAUCAAUCAUUUAAAAGAAAAAUUGAAUUUCAAUGUCGAUGAUCUUUGCAAACUACCAAUCGAUGAUUUAAGAUGGCAAGUAGAUUAUGCUAUAAGUCAGAUUGUUAGUCCCCUGAAAAUGAAAGAGCAACUAGUAACUCAAUUGAAAACACAAAUUACAGAUUUAGAGCGUUUUAUAAGUUACCUUCACGGAGAAGUAAGUACAGAGACCCUAGCUUGCACUUGUGCUUGUCCUGUACAUACUAGUGGAUCUGCCACUUCUUCUUCGUAUACUAAGAAUGCAUUUAACAAAAAACCACUAGAAGAGGAAAGUAAAGCUAAAACUCUUAACACCGUAAAGAAGGUGGUGGCUCUGUUGCAUAUGUUCCUAGUGUCUCAAUUAGGAUGCGGUAGUGAAAGGGUGCGAAGGAACUUCAAGAAAAAUUCAUUAUACAGUUGGCGCGAUUUAAGAACCAGAUUAGAUAUAGCUGUUGAACAUGUCAUAGAGACCAUCGCUGACACUGAACGUCAUCCAGACGACGAUGAUGUCAUUAACGAAAACGAUUAUGCCUCGGAUUCAGAUUCCACGUCUCAUUGUAAUGCAAGAGUAACGUCUGCCGUAAGGAAGCAUCUUGCAACCUCCAUACGUGACUUAAUACAACACGGUUUAAUGUCUGAUGUGCGUUCCAAUAGUGUCGUACCGUUCGUGGGAUGUUUUCCUCAAAGACAUUCCUCUACUACUAAUUUAAUGCAUGCAUGGGAACUAGUAUUGAAAUAUUAUGAAAUUAAAAAUGGUCACCGUUAUAAUUGUAGUCCAGCACAGAAAUUAUCUCAAAGCUUUAAUCUAGAUCUGGCAGGAAGAGUCAUCUCUUCUAAACAGAGUCUAUUAACAACAAUCGGGAAUAUUAUUGCUUCACACAGUCCAUAUAAAAGAAGUUAUGAUUCUCAUUUUAAAGCAUUCAUAUGCGCAUCCCUGAACGCUAAAAAACUUGUGGCUUGGUUGAAACUUAUCUUGCAAUGCCAGUAUCUUCUUGAGAAUCACUAUGCAUCGUGGAGUUACGUUGUGAAAACAGGUUUUCAAGAUGCAUUCCAUACUCUCGACCGUCUUACAAGCUAUAAAUUUGAUUUACCAGUGGACUUGGCGGUAAGGCAGUUCCAGAACAUAAAAGAUGCAUUUUGAUUGCAGUGCAAGUCGGUGUUUGUACUUAUACAAGUAUGAGGUAGUCACUUUUAGAGAGCAAAGUA
Molecule: messenger RNA, 2035 nt
Organism: Dufourea novaeangliae
Lineage: Eukaryota; Metazoa; Arthropoda; Insecta; Hymenoptera; Halictidae
Product: RUN domain-containing protein 1
Exons: 10
Coding region: 219-1970 (583 amino acids)
Source: RefSeq, a predicted model, not a curated record